GUCACGCUGGAGGAGGCGCCCCCCGCCGCGCAGGGAUGCGGGGACGAGGCCUUCGGGUCGGACGCGUACCUGCUGUGCCUGGCGCGGCGCAGCACCAGCACCAUGUGGCACUGGGCGGCCACCUGCGGCAUGGGGCGCGUGCUGGACUCGGCGCUGCGCGUGCGCGGCGUGGACGGGCUGCGCGUGGCGGACGCGUCGGCCAUGCCGGGCCUCACCAGCGGCAACACCAACAUGCCCGUCAUCAUGCUGGCCGAGCGCGCCGCGGACCUCAUCAAGGCCGACUGGCCGUAGGCGCCGUACACUGCAAGAAAAAGUGUAGAUACACUCUCAGACUGUUAUUGACUUUUUGUCCUUUGUUAAAGAGUAUUUUACACAGCAAUAAAAAGUACUAUUUCGUCAAUAUCUAUGUAAGAUUUCGUUCGUUAUAUUGACUUAAAGUCAAUUUGCUAUUGACAAAGAGUCAAUACGCAAUUGACUUAAAAAAUUGUCAUUAAUUGGUGACAAUUUAGUCUUUAUAGUGAACAAUAUUGUACAUGGUUACAAAGGAAAUACUACUUAUUAUUGCUGCUUAAAAAACUACGUAAGCAAAGGACAAAAUGUCAAUAAUGGAGAGAAAGAAGUCAAUACGAGUCUGAGAGUG
Thrips palmi is the source of this 640-nucleotide messenger RNA. RefSeq lists its product as uncharacterized. The record is from RefSeq and is a predicted model, not a curated record. NCBI's taxonomy places the organism in Eukaryota, Metazoa, Arthropoda, Insecta, Thysanoptera, Thripidae. Gene Ontology annotation, molecular function: oxidoreductase activity, acting on CH-OH group of donors; flavin adenine dinucleotide binding. The transcript has 2 exons. The coding region runs from base 103 to 291 and encodes 62 amino acids.